ACCAGUCAGCCUUCACUACGCAGUCGCAGACUCAAAUGAAAUGGCGGACGAAGUUGAGCAGGUCAGUGUCUCAGCGGUAUAUUUCACUGAUAUUAUUGACCAACGCGUCUUUCAAAUCAACUCAAUAGACAGGGAACUGACAGUUCAAUGAUGAACCUAUUUUAGGAUCCUUCUCGUUUCACUGUGUUCAUGUUUAUUUCUGCUAACAGCAGGAAGCGGCCUGUGAAGUAAGCUAGCUGGGUUAGCCUCGUUAGCAUAUGAAGCUUCAACGUGAUCAUCGAUAUUGAUGUUUUAUUGACUUAAUUUCUGCCACAGUUUAGGCUGGAGUCAGUGUAAUAUGACUUUUAUCUGACUUUCUGUCCUGAAAGUACGUAUAAUUGUUGAGUAUUAGGGUUUAGUGCUUGUCCUGACAGUAAAUAUUGUAUAUUCACAUUUAAGAAUUGUUAACAGCAGGGAGUUUUUCAUUGCUCAGUAUAAUUCUCACUUUAUGAUAUGCUGAAUAAGUUUCAGAAACACAGCUGUAAUAAUGGGAAAUGUAAAGAAAGGCUGUUCCGCCUAUGGGUUGUGACUUAAAGGUACAUUCUGCAGAGUUUAGCAUAAUUUUCCCACAGAUAUUGAAUAUACUAUGCAGAAGUUGGUCUAAAUUAGUAUAUCUUGAAUGAAAUGUUAGGAUUGCUUUAUUUCUGAUGACCUGGAGGGUCCUGUCCUCAGAGGCUGUCGGGAACACUCCCAUGUUUUUUUUUUUUUUUUGCUUAAGCUCACAGUGGACAAACAAGCAGGAACCAAACUUGUUUUUCAACAUUUAGGGGCCUGAAGGAGAGAUGCUGGGAGGAAAACAGAGAGUGGUACUUGUUGUUGUUCAAAUGAAUUUGAUAACGUUUGGACAAACACAGGAUAAGACUUCUCAUGCAUCACUGAAUCAAAAAUCUGAGUGUUUCGCCUGUGGAUUUUGUGCCUCUUUUUCACUGUCAUAGUUUCUCUAUGAGGAAACUUGUUUGUCAAACUUGUGAAUUUUUGGAUAAGUGUAAAAAAUACUUUGUUUCCAUGUUUUUCAUUAUCAUAAAAAGGAAACAGAUAAAUCUGAAUCUUUACAGUAAAAAAAAGAAAAAAGGACUGUUCUGAAUGCUCCCCGAUCUCUUUGCUUGUUGACCACCUGAAUCUUAUAAAUGAAGCGCCCGCGUCCACAUAAUAUAACUUGUUGACUUUACUUUUUAAAGAUUGAUGAUAUGAUUAGUCAUUUCUCUACUGUCUUUCCUUUCUGUGUGCUGCAGCAACCGACUACCAACACAGUGGAGGAGCCUCUGGAUCUGAUCAGACUCAGUUUGGAUGAGAGGAUCUACGUCAAGAUGAGGAACGAUCGAGAGCUCAGAGGCCGACUGCAUGUGAGUUAGAAACCCUCCUCCUGCUCCUCAGCUCUGAAACUCCUUCAUGGUCGUGUCACAGGCGUUUUACUUUGAUUUAGUUCGCUUAAAUGAAUACAUCCCAUGUUUCCUGGCUUGCGUGUUAAACUUGUGGACAUGUCUCUUCUUGCUGUCUGUGUUUGUCCCAGGCUUAUGAUCAGCACCUGAAUAUGAUCUUAGGUGAUGUGGAGGAGACGGUAACAACAGUAGAGAUUGAUGAGGAGACGUAUGAAGAACUCUAUAAGGUAGGACUUGUGUUUUUAUGUUACAGUUUCUUCACCCAACACCUGCUGCUGAUGUGGACAGAGUUCUGAUUUUGUAUUUCUGUCUUUUCAGUCAACCAAAAGAAACAUUCCCAUGCUUUUUGUCAGAGGUGACGGCGUUGUCCUCGUAGCUCCGCCUCUCAGGGUCGGCUAACCUGGACUGUUUCCUGGGAUGAAGAAAUGUUUUUCUUUUCUGACUGGACAGGAAGUUUGUAAAACUGAGUGGGGGCGGAGGACGGCGCCGUCACGACGGUUUGAAAUGGUUUGGCUCGAACAUCUGUAGUCCUGUCAAGUCCUUUCAGUCAGCACUGUCCCCCUUUGACCCAGACGUCAGCUCCAACACAGAUUUUCAGUUUUCAAUAUCAAACCAUUUGACAGAAGAGAAAAAACAAACUAAUCUUCCUGCAAUUUUGGACUUAGACGAACUUUAUUCCCUUUUUAUUUAGGUGAAAAGAAACAUAAUUUAUUCCAGGUCUCUCUCUCAUAUGUGAGGGUUUCUUUCUCAUUAUUCUUACAAAUAUAUAGACGCUGUUCUUUGCCACCUGACUGAUUUAUUGGUUUAUUUCCCUCUGAGUAUUAGAAUCAAACAAAGUGAGCAGAAGAGUUUUUUGUUCUUGAAUCUGAAAUGUCUAAAAUGAAACUUUACGUUGUUUCUGAUCUAAACCCUUAGAAAACGUCAUCACAUGAUGUUUGAGUGUCUUGAAGAGUGUUUUUGAGCCUCUUUUGAGAUGAUUUCAGUCGAUGUCCUUUUUACACUUUGUGGUGUUUGAAGCAUUUUUGAGUCUGUGAUGGUCAGAUUUGUGAACAUUUGUGUUCUUUGUUUUUUUUGGUAACGUGAAUAAAAAAAAAAAAUCUUGUUUGAAAAAGCGAAAUGUCUUAAAUUUGUAUUUUGUAAAGAACAUUUCUGAAUCGUGAAGUUACUCCUGACCAGGUCGUUAUUUGAAGCUGAAAGGCCAAAGAUAGAUGAGGACCACGACUUCACCUAAGGAGCAGUAUAUCAUGUGUGGAUCAGGGAAAAGGGAAGUUACUGCCAACUUCCCAAGGUUAAAUAAGUGGACAUGAAUGUUAAAAUAUUUGUUUGGAUCAGGUUAUUGAAAAAGUCAUAAAUUUACAGGAGCAGUGUCGCACAUUUAAAGAAAUAAAUUCAUCAUUAGCCUCUGUCGGCUCAGGAUGAUCUUAUGAAGUUGAGGACAAAGCAGUGACAAAAGUCUGCAUAAGCUUCCCUUCAUUACAGACUCUGCUUCUUUAAAUCACUGACAUCAUAUCUGCAGUAAGGUAUUCAUUAAACUUGCGCUGGAGUUAAACUUCA
Molecule: messenger RNA, 2972 nt
Organism: Xyrichtys novacula (pearly razorfish)
Lineage: Eukaryota; Metazoa; Chordata; Actinopteri; Labriformes; Labridae
Source: the annotation of a GenBank genome assembly